Mangifera indica (mango) is the source of this 1351-nucleotide messenger RNA. RefSeq names its product SUMO-activating enzyme subunit 1B-1-like. The coding region runs from base 75 to 1046 and encodes 323 amino acids. Gene Ontology annotation, molecular function: SUMO activating enzyme activity. Gene Ontology annotation, biological process: protein sumoylation. The record is from RefSeq and is a predicted model, not a curated record. Lineage: Eukaryota; Viridiplantae; Streptophyta; Magnoliopsida; Sapindales; Anacardiaceae. Gene Ontology annotation, cellular component: cytoplasm; SUMO activating enzyme complex. The transcript is spliced from 11 exons.
CCCGUCGUCACUCACUCUUGGCCUUGUAUGCCGUUUGAAACUGCAAGUAGAAUUUACUGAAGUUAGCGCUGAAAAUGGACGGAGAAGAGUUGACUGAGCAAGAGACCGCACUGUAUGAUCGUCAAAUUAGGGUUUGGGGUGCAGAUGCUCAGCGAAGAUUGAGCAAAUCUCACAUUUUAGUUUAUGGGAUGAAAGGUACUGUUGUUGAGUUUUGCAAGAAUAUAGUGCUGGCUGGAGUUGGUAGCUUGACGUUGGUGGAUGAUCGGUUGGUGACUGAAGAAGCAUUCUCUGCGAAUUUUUUGAUACCACCCGACGAAAAUGUGUAUAGUGGGAAAACUAUUGCUGAUGUUUGCUGCCAUUCGUUGAAAGAAUUCAAUCCAAUGGUUCGUGUUUUGGUUGAAAGAGGUGAUUUGUCAAGCUUUGGAGCAGAAUUUUAUGAUAAAUUCGAUGUAGUUGUUAUCAGUUGCUGCUCCUUCACAAAAAAAAAAUUGAUCAAUGAGAAAUGCCGAAAGUUGUCGAAGCGUGUAGCUUUUUAUAUAGUUGACUGUAGAGACUCUUGCGGUGAAAUAUUUGUUGAUUUGCAGAACCAUAAGUAUUCGAAGCAAAAGCUUGAAGAAACAGUUGAAUGCCAAUUGCAGUAUCCAGGUUUUGAGGAAGCAAUAUCUGUACCAUGGAGAGUGCUUCCUAGGAAAACAGCAAAGCUUUUCUUUGCUAUGAGAGUGAUUGAACAAUUUGAAGAAGCGGAAGGACGUGGUGCAGGAGAGAUUUCAAUUGCCGAUCUACCUGCUGUUCUGAAGCUGAAAAAGGAGCUUUGUGAGGCAAAUUCACUCAAUGCAUCUCAUAUCCCUGAUACCCUCCUAGAAAGAUUGAUCAUGGGUGCAAGAGAAUUUCCUCCAGUCUGUGCUAUCAUCGGAGGAAUCCUGGGGCAGGAGGUUAUUAAAGCAAUAUCAGGCAAAGGGGAUCCCCUCAAGAACUUUUUCUUCUUUGAUGUUAUGGAUGGGAAAGGCAUAGUGGAAGACAUAUCAAAUCCAGAGACAGGAAGCUAGAGUAGCUGGUGCAGGGGGGCUAGCACUUGAGUAGAAAUUUAAAUUAUAUUGACCGUCCAGUUCUCCCAUAUUGAAAAAAAUUGACAUUCCAUUGAUAAUUUUCUAGGAUCUGUUGACCAUCUUUCAAAAUACUGUAGCUUCUUAAGACUGAUUUCUUUCUGCAGAUUAUCAUGACAGUGCUUUAUUGACACAUAAUUAAAAUAGGAAUUUCUUGUGUUAACGACAAUGCACAAUGAAAAAGUGCAAUGAUAUUUUAUUUAAUGUAAACUUUUCAGUGAGUUAUCUAUAAUUUAUUUAUUUGAGAA